Penaeus chinensis is the source of this 1497-nucleotide messenger RNA. RefSeq names its product zinc finger protein 189-like. The coding region runs from base 1 to 972 and encodes 323 amino acids. The transcript is spliced from 3 exons. Lineage: Eukaryota; Metazoa; Arthropoda; Malacostraca; Decapoda; Penaeidae. The record is from RefSeq and is a predicted model, not a curated record.
AUGUACCUGUCGACCUCCGAGCAUGUAUGUCGGCCUUGGAUCAAACGACCACAGUGUUCAUCGACCUCCUUCUCAACCCGCAGGUGUUCAUCGUCCCCGCAGCAAGUCCCAUCGGAGACCCCAGGGCCGGCUCGUCCUCGACAUCACUCCCUUGAGCGGAGAUCCUCAGCGUCCGCACCCCAAGGAGAGGAACAAGUGAUCAGUAUAAGGAGUUUGCCGUUGAGGAGAGUGAGAAUGAAUUCCCCGACGGCCGACGACCCCCUCGCGGGAGUCCGUAUCAAGGAGGAGCCCAACGACCACGUCACCGAGGAGACGUGUCUGGAAAUCAAGGAAGAACCCUUUGAUUACGAGGUCGGGGACGCCCUGAGCGACGCGAGGGUGAAGCGCGAGGGCCGUUUCCUCCGCGACCUUCAGGAGGCGAGGCAGGAGGCGAGGGGAAGGCGUGGCUCGGGUCGGGAGGGCGGCGACGCGAAGGGAAGGCGUGGCUCGGGUCGGGAGGGCGGCGACGCGAAGGGGUUGCCUUUCGUGGAGAAGGAGAAGGCUUACCGUUGCGAGAUUUGCCACAAGACGUUCUCGGUGAAGAGCCAUCUGGUGAGGCACAUGAGAGUCCAUACGAAGGAGAAGCCGUACGGCUGUGAGAUCUGCGGCAAGGCUUUCACGGAGAAGUGUACGCUUAUACGGCACAUGAGGGUACAUACAAAGGAGAAACCCUACAGCUGUGAGAUAUGCAAGAAGGCUUUCUCCGAGAAUACGCUUGUAAGGCACAUGCGAGUGCAUACAAAGGAGAAGCCGUACAGCUGUGAGAUAUGCAGCAAGGCCUUCUCGCAUAAAACUAGUAUAGUGAGCCAUAUGAGAGUGCAUACAAAGGAGAAGCCAUACAGCUGUGAGAUUUGCAGCAAGGCGUUUUCACAGAAACAGAUCAUGGUGAGGCACAUGAGAAUACACACAAAAGAGAAGCCUUAUAUGAAAUGAUACCUUAUAUAACCACUAAUGCCUCUCAUGCGAGUACAUACAAAAGAGUAUCCAAACUGCUGUGAGACUUGCAAUAACCUCUGGUCUAUAUAUUGUACAUAAAGGGCACAAGCUAACUAUAAGGUCUAAAUAUAUAUAUAUAUGCUUUCACUUAGAGAAGACAUCCUAUGGGAAACGCGAAUCUACAUUAAACAGCAUGACAUUUCGUCCAAAAGGAACACACUGCUUGACGUUUUAAUGGGAGAAAAUUUUGGCCUAAAUUUAGGAGGAUAUCUAUUCCCGAUUUUUGUUGCAUACGGGAUUCUUAAUGUGUAGUUCUUGUCAUAAAAAAAAAAAAAAUGUCUGCAUUUUGACUUGUAUUUAAUUCUUCACAGAAAGCUACUACUGCUCAUAGCAUUCGAGGAAGCUGCUCAUCCACUUUUGUGUGUGUAUAUAUAUAAAAUAUAUAUACAUAUAUACAUACAUAUAUAAGUAUGUAUUAUGUACAUUUAUAUGCAAAUCUGUAUAUACAUAGAUGUAUGUAUA